UCCAUCUCUCUCGGUCUUGGUCUCUUUGUUCUUCUCUCUAGAAUAUCUGAGAGGCUUUUCUCAGCCCCUUUUUGUGUUGUCUCUAGAUAUCAUUGAAUCUUCAGUUGGUUUUGAUAUAAUUUUGGUCUAUCUCUCGACAUUGUCGUUGGAGGUUUCAUUGGUCCCUCUCUAGAACUUUACAGGGUUUUUCUGUUAAUGUUUGUUUUCUAUAGAGAAUACCCAAAUCUAAUAGGGUUUUUCUGUUAAAGUGAUUAUACGGAAUAUCGAUGCCCAACUUUAACAGGGUCAAGCUAGUUUAUUUUACUCAUUUAACUGAAGAAUCGUUCAUAGGGUCCUCCUUUUGUUCCUUUGAGAGAGUGAGAGGUGGGUUGAUGGAGUCCUCUCGAGAAGUGGUGGUGGUGACGUCGCCUUUGGAUUCAGGGAUUAGUAGCUUUGAACUGGGUUCUGGCUCAGAGGGUCUCCGCCUUCGCUCCUGCACUGCUCAUCGUCAUGGCCUCACUUGCCUUGGUACUCACUUCCUGGCCUCUUCUCAAAUCCAAAAUUCCAACUCUGGUGCCAUUUUCUACUGGUCUUGGAACAAGCCUCAACCAGUAAUUAAAAGCUUCCCUGUUGAACCAAUCAAACCUCUUGCUUCGAAUGCUGAUGGCACAUAUAUUGUUGGGGGAGGUUCGUCAGGAACUAUUUACUUGUGGGAGGUGGCAAGUGGCAAAAUGAUUAGGAAGUGGUCUGCCCAUUUUAGAGCAGUCACUUGCUUGGUCUUCGCUUGCGAUGAAUCUCUGUUAAUCUCUGGGGCUGAGGAUGGAAUGGUCAUGGUUUGGUCUUUGCUUAAGAUAUUAGAUGAUGCAGGAUCAUCAGUGCAUCGUGAACACAGUUUUUCUGGUCACAGUUUACCGAUAACUGACAUUGUAUGUGGCUUUGGAGGGUGUAAUUCAACUAUUGUAUCUUCUUCAGAGGAUUAUACUUGUAAGGUAUGGAGCUUAUUAACAGGUCUCUUGAGAACUGUUAAAUUUCCAUCUGUAAUUAAUUCCGUUCAGCUGGAUGCUGGCGAAUAUGCGCUUUAUGCUGGCAGCAGAGAUGGCAAAAUAUAUGUUGCUGAUCUCAAUUCAGGACAUUCCUCCCACAGCAUCUAUGGUGCAGAUAUUGUUUGUGCAUUAUCUGAUCAUAGUAAAGCUGUGACAAGUUUGGCCUUUAGUAUGGAUGGAUUUUCAUUAGUUUCUGGAUCAGAGGAUGGCACUGUUCGGGUGUGGGAUGUAGUAAGCAGCCAGUGUAUUCGCAUAUUUAAACAUGGAAAAGGACCUAUCAACAAUGUUCUCAUUGUACAACUACGAACCUCAUUAAGUGAUCCUUCAUUGGCUCGGAUGUCUAAUUCGAUAUUGGGAAAGAAUCGAUUUUCUUUACCAUCUCCACUGGAGAAGUAUCUUAGUAAGAGGGAUGAGAAUCCUGAUGGAAGCAUCAAUGUUGGACCUGUAGUUGCGCUUCGCUCUAACCCUUUCCAUUCAUUGGAUGGCCAAUCCUUCAACAGUCUUACCGUGUUGUUGAAUCAAAUCAAAGAACUCCAGCAACAGGGUUCUUCAGCAACUUCACAAAUGGAGUUGGAAAGGCUAAAAUCGGAUCUUGGGAGAGCCAUGCAAAUGGUUCAGAGAUGGCAAGAUGUCUAUCAAGAUUUAUAUAGCUUCUCCACAGCAGAGCUUCUGAGUAAUGUUGACAUGACGGGUGUUGAAUGAUCGUUGAGAUCCUUUUAUGGCAUUUAAUAGAUUUUUGUUGGAUUGAGUUCUUUUGUUGGGUGAAAUGCCAUAGUCCAAGGGUGCCCCAUGUCUACAUCAACCGAUGAUUCCCUUUCACAGAUAAUUGAAGAUUGUCAGGAGUAGGGUCCAUUGGGACAUUCAUUUAGCUUCUGUUUUCCUCCAGCCGCUCAUCAGGGAAUGCAGGGUGGAUGUAGAUUGAAGAAAGAUACGCCAUAGUCUAUUGAGGGUAUGCUAUCUCUUGUUGUUUACCUUCAAUGGAGAAUAAUGGCCGAGGGAUUGUUACCCGUUCAUCUUGCAUGUGGACACCAUACACCAGCUGUGGACACAAACAUAUGGUACGUCAUGAGGAUAUCCGCUGUCCACUCCCUAUGAUGGACGUUGGAGAUUACCCAUAGAUCCCUGUGAUAAGGGGGAUGGGUAAAUCUUGAAGCCAACGGUAGGCAUACUUCAUUAUGUAAUCCAUCCGUUUUUAGGGACGUUC
Molecule: messenger RNA, 2226 nt
Organism: Amborella trichopoda
Lineage: Eukaryota; Viridiplantae; Streptophyta; Magnoliopsida; Amborellales; Amborellaceae
Gene: RID3
Product: Transducin/WD40 repeat-like superfamily protein
Biological process (GO): DNA-templated DNA replication; rRNA processing
Cellular component (GO): rixosome complex; nuclear pre-replicative complex
Molecular function (GO): protein binding
Source: RefSeq, a predicted model, not a curated record